Molecule: messenger RNA, 843 nt
Organism: Vairimorpha ceranae
Lineage: Eukaryota; Fungi; Microsporidia; Nosematidae
Product: anti-silencing protein 1
Exons: 1
Coding region: 1-843 (280 amino acids)
Biological process (GO): DNA replication-dependent chromatin assembly
Cellular component (GO): nucleus
Molecular function (GO): histone binding
Source: RefSeq, a predicted model, not a curated record
AUGGAAACUCUUACACUUAAAAAAAUAGAUCUUAAAGAUACCGUCCGUAAAGCUCUUGAUCCUUUUGAGUUUGAGUUAGAAAUGCAUUGUAAAGAAGAUUUGGAAGAAAAGGUAAUAUUUACUAUAUUUUAUACUGUAAAUGUAAGUAAUGAGAAUGAAGAUCAAGUAUUAUCUGAGACAGAAAUUUUUCCAAUUCCAAAAGGUAACAUAAAAUUUACUCUUGAAGCUGAUGCACCCGACAUAAAAGUUAUUCCUUAUGAUCAAUUAUUUGGUCUUACUUCUAUUAUUAUUGUAGGAAAAUAUAAAGAAGAGCAAUUUAUAAGAAUAGGAUAUAUUGUAGAUGUAUACUACCCUGGAAUACCAAAUGAUAAGCUUUUAUACAAUGAUGAUGAUGCAGAAGAUAUUAAUGAUGAAGAUAUGGAAGAGGAGGAAGACGAAAAUGGUAAUUUGGAAGAUUUGGUUGUUGAAGAUGAAGAAUGUGAAGAAAAGGAAAUUGUAGAAAACAUAAAUGAAUCUUGUAGCCAGGACGAGGAAGAUGACACACCCAGGUCAUUUACAGAUGCUAUGGUAGAAAAAGUUACUAAUAAUGAAAUGAGUAAUAGUGACGAGAUACAACCUGAAGAAUUUAAUCAAGUAAAUGAAGAAUUAGAAAAAACGAUUACGGAAGAAAAAAAUCAAGAAGAUGUUUUUGAAUACAAAGGACAUAAAAUUAAUUAUAAUUUUAUCGAACUAAAUGUAAUGGUACCGCCUAGUAUUCAUACAUUUUUAAUACAAUGGAAAAAUGAGCAGAAUGAUUUAAGUACUGAAGAGGAAGUUAGUAAAAAAAUAAAAAGAGAAGAAUAA